This is a messenger RNA of Diatraea saccharalis (sugarcane borer), 926 nucleotides long. Lineage: Eukaryota; Metazoa; Arthropoda; Insecta; Lepidoptera; Crambidae. The record is from the annotation of a GenBank genome assembly.
UGUGUGGUUGUAUAGCGUUUAAUUUAGAAAUGAAAAAUAAAUAGAGUGAUUACGAUAAUAUAGUGAAAAGAUAACUGUUUAGAACACUACUACUCUUAAGUUGUGCUCGUUGAGUCAUGGAAUCAUUGUCUAAUGUGGAUGUCAGUGAUGAAGAAGAGGAAAUAACAGCUGACAUUGUUUUGAAAACUCUCCAGACGGCAUGGCAGAAUGAAUGUUUGGCGCCAGAAAUAUUACCUCAUAACAAUGAUAUGGUCGAAUGUAUGCUUGGACAAAUACAGCAUAUGGAACGAAAUAUUAACAAACUACCGAAAACCGACAUACGAGCCUCAAUUCAUAAAAUGGAACUUAGUCGAAUUAAGUUUAUUAUAUGUAAUUACUUAAGAACUAGGCUUAACAAAAUUGAAAAAUAUUGUAUUAGUAUUUUAAAUGAUGAAAGACAGAGAAUGGAAACUGGGACAAAUUACCUAACAGUAGGAGAAUUUAAGUAUGCUCAGGAAUAUCUUUUGAAUAUGGAGACUCAUUUAAAAAAUGUAGUUUUAGAUAAAAUGCCAGGUAAUAUGAAAACCUUAGAAAUGAAUAAAAUGGCUGUCUACCCUAACUUGCAAACUCAUGUGUUCUUAAAAGCAAACAGUACAAUAAGCGGAGUUGUAUUAGAGGAUUUGGUAGGAGACCAAGAUGAAGAAAUUGAUCUUGAAGAAGGGUCGCAGCACAUUCUUCAAUACAAACCUAUAGCUGAUUUAGUGAAAAAUGGAAAGGUCCAAUUGGUGUGAUAAACAAGAGUCUAACUAGAAUAAGAUUUAAGAAACAUCUUAAGCAACAUAUACAAGCAGUUAUCUUAUUCAUUUUAAGGAAGAUAAAGAAAAAUAUUCUUAGCUGACUAUCAGCCAGUUGCACAAAUGACCAUUAAAACUUACAUUAGUUUAAAG